Sphaeramia orbicularis (orbiculate cardinalfish) is the source of this 1359-nucleotide messenger RNA. It is a transcript of the gene xkr9, whose product is annotated as XK, Kell blood group complex subunit-related family, member 9. The transcript is spliced from 4 exons. Bases 166 to 1326 code for a protein of 386 amino acids. The record is from RefSeq and is a predicted model, not a curated record. Gene Ontology annotation, cellular component: membrane. Lineage: Eukaryota; Metazoa; Chordata; Actinopteri; Kurtiformes; Apogonidae.
UGAUAUGACAGAACACUGCUGUUUAACGUGUGAAACCUAAUGCCUUGUUGAUGCCUGAUCUGAUGGACCGAAACAGACCUUCCCAGAGGAGAUUUUCAACAAAAACUUCAAGGAAAUGUACAAAGGAAGCAGAUUUUUUCCUUGUGGUUGAAGUUUAACAACAGAAUGUCUCAGUCAGACAUUCAAUACACCAAACUGCGAUGGAUACUAACCAUUGCUGGACUGGUCUUGUACGUGGCGGACAUUUGCACAGACAUUGUACUGGCUCUAAAAUAUUUUCAAGAGGAGCAUUAUGUUUGGAGUGGACUGACUUUAGCCUUUGUUCUGAUGGGGCUACUGGUCACACAGAUCUUCAGCUACUCCUGGUACUGGGACGACCUGAAUGAUACUUUUACAAAUCCAGAGGGAAAAUCAACCAUAUCAGGCAUGUCCAAAGAUAGACUCACUGUCCUGCAUUUAUUUGGAAUGGGCAUCUUUACCAGGUAUUACCACCUUCUGCAGAAAGGGUUCAGUGUGGUUUGGACCGCAUCCAAUUCUUAUAUGGUGGAGGAGACAAGGGAUGUGCACCAGAAGCUGUUUGGCCUGGCGACUGAUCUGAGCAUGCUCAAACUGUUUGAGGCCUUCCUGGAGAGUGUCCCCCAGCUCCUCCUGCAGCUGUAUAUACUGCUGGACCAGAAGGAGGUCUCGGUCAUGCGGUGUUUGUCCAUGGUCUUCUCCUUCUUUAACAUUGCAUGGGCCCUUGUGGAUUAUCGCCGUUGCCUGCGUAGAUCCCUUCCUCAGAUCCAGGAGAUGCCCUCUGGCCUCCCCACUUUGAUUUACCUCCUCUAUAAACUCUUCACCAUCACCAGCCUCAUUCUCAGCUACAGCCUCCUCCUAAGGCUGAGCACCUACAGCACCAUAGCGCUCACCAUCAUCUGGCUGGUGGCUACAAUCUGGACGCACUUUCUUCAAACCAACUUCUGCACAACAAGAAAGCUGGAGUUCCUCUACCGAGCUGUCAUCGGAUUCAUCCUCACAUUCACUUUUUUCAAUGUUAAAGGACAGGACACCAAAAUGGAAAUGACUGCUUACUACUUCUUCUACUGUCUUAUAAACAUUACAGCUCCAACUCUGCUGGCUUUGCUGAGGCCAGAGCUUCAGACAGCCAUGUUUUUGCUGACAGUCAGUGGUUUAAUCUUGGGAGGUUCAGUUCUGGGCUUAGUGUGUCUGAUGUCCUACUACGUCUUCCUGCACCCCAGAGGGAAGAUACAGGAAGCGGACGAAGUGGACGGCCUGGCAAAAGAAAAAGACACCACAAGGAGAAUUAGAAAAUUCUUGCAACCUUAAGCACUGCAAAAAUCUAAAUCUUACCAAGUGUAU